Molecule: messenger RNA, 577 nt
Organism: Jaculus jaculus (lesser Egyptian jerboa)
Lineage: Eukaryota; Metazoa; Chordata; Mammalia; Rodentia; Dipodidae
Product: interferon-induced transmembrane protein 1
Exons: 2
Coding region: 143-493 (116 amino acids)
Biological process (GO): host-mediated suppression of symbiont invasion; response to interferon-beta; response to type II interferon
Cellular component (GO): plasma membrane
Source: RefSeq, a predicted model, not a curated record
GAAGCCACUGAGAAGGGCAAACCCUACCUGGCUCAACCCCCAACAUCCGGACCUUGCUCCACAAAUGACCAUAUAUCAGCAAGCAGAUCUCCACUUCGGACUCCCCCUUCCUUGGAACAAGAGCCUUCCCUAAGCACAGGACAUGACCAAAGAGGAGAUCAGCCAAGCUCCCGUGACAUCCACUGUGAUUACUAUCCAAACUGAGCCCGUCAUGCCGGAUUACAUCGUCUGGUCCACGUUCAGCACCAUCUUCAUGAACUUCUGCUGCCUGGGCUUCAUUGCCUAUGUCUAUUCCGUGAAGUCUAGGGACAGGAAGAUGGUGGGCGACAAGACUGGGGCGCAGGCCCAUGCCUCCACCGCCAAGUGCCUGAACAUCAGCGCCCUGGUCUUCAGCGUCCUUACAGCUGUUAUCUUCAUCAUUAUCACCAUCACCACCACCCUGGCAACCAUUCGAGCCGUUUCUUCACAGAAGACAGCAGAUCAUGGUUUCUAGACCUGCCAUGUUCUCCAGAGACCUCAGUUUCCCCUCACCUGGCUGCUGGAGCCCUGACCCUUCAUCCCACGUCUAUGCAGAUGU